GCCGAGCGAGGGAAGGGGCAGAGGAGACGUCGGCGAAGGGAACCGCGGCGGGAGACGGCGGAGGCCCCGAGAGCCGGCUGCUCAGCUCGCCUCCUCUCUAGAAAUGCCCUUCAAAGGAUUAUAUAAAACACUGCGGGUGCUGUGAUGCCUGAAACUGCGCAGAGGGACUGCUUUCUGAAGCGGUUUUUAGGUGUCAAAGACCCAGUUGGCCGUUGCAAGGGGCGAAACAAAUCGAUGCAAGAGCCCUGGCAGUGGACUGAGAUGGAUUGGCUGUGACAACCUGCUGGUGGAGGGGGGAGGGAGUGGGGAGAGUGAUGAUGAAGAGUUCCUGCCGAGCUGGCCUCCACCGGGAACUGCUGAGUUCUACAUCCUCCACCUUCCACCCAGUCAAACGGAUAUCUGGAAUGCACUUAAAGCCGUAUCUCAAGUUACAGAAGAAAGAGAGAUCUUUUGAAAUAAGCCCAGACUCUCCACGAAGCCCACCCAUGAAUGAGCAGAGAUUGGCAAAAGAGGAAAAACCGAGGAGCCCCAAGCCAAGAUUUUUACCCAAUCCCCCCCUUUGGAAACCGCUGGGGAACCUCUCUUCCAAUACACGCUAUAGUAGGAACAGCAACCAAAGCCAUGUGGAAGGACCCUGGGUCAAAGAGAGGAGAGCUACCCCACCUGCCACCAUCCAUCAGGGGGAAGAUGAGGAGGAACUGCUGGAUAUCUGGGCAGUUGUGAAGCCAGGGAACACAAAAGAGAAAAUUGCCUUCUUUGCAGCCCAGCUAUGUAGUGACACCCGAGUACUCUCCAUGAAGAACAAAAGCACCUGGGACAUAGAUGGGCGAGCAACCAAACGCCGGAAAAAGUCGCUAGAUAUCAAAAAGGCAAAGAUCCACCUGGAAAGGAUGAGAGAGGCCAAUGGGAGGUGCUACCAGCCUGAGCCAUUUGCCUGUGGCAUUGAGCACUGCUCUGUACAUAAUGUGAAUGAUGGUGGUGAGGGGGGGUUCCCUGGCCGACCAUUAUCCGUUGUUGAGAUGGUUGCUUUCCUGGAGCAAAGAGCAAGUGUUUUGCUGGCCAGCUGCACCAGAAACUGUCCCAGUGCCUCUGCUGUGCCCAGGUUUGCCGGGCAACCCAAAGCUGCCCCUUCUGCUUCUGGAUUCUUUUCUGACUUCAGGGCCUGUGAGCUUCGGCCUGAAAAGCCACCCUGUGGCAGUCAUGGUGUAGAGCAGCAGGCUGAGCCAGUGCGUGUCUUGGAGAUGGUUGCAAAGCUUGAAUCAGAGUGCCUGAGGCGCCAAAGUGAACGUGAAGCAGGGAGCUUGUCUAGAAACAGUAGCUUCCGGCGGAAUGUAGGGCGAGUGCUCCUGGCAAGUGGAAUACUGCCAGAGAAUGAGUCUGACAAGGUAUCAUCUCUGGUCCUCCACCAGGAAGAACGUAGUGGGGAGGAGGUUGGGUGGGGAUCAAAGCACAGUGGUUCAAUGGAAGAUAACUUAUGGGAAGGUCCCUCUUCUGGCCAGUCUUCCUUUGAUGAUUCUCUUGAAGGGAACCAUGAUCUUACACAUGGGCAGGGAACCACAUCUGUCAACUGGUAUGAUUCUCAAAACACCACUGAGUCACAACCCUUUACGUAUCCAGAAGUUGUUCAGACAUCUCCACAUUUCUUAUAUAACAAAUCUUCAUCAAUUGAACGUACACCAAAAGAGUCACUAGAUGCUCCUAAUCUGAAUUCAAAUGUAAGAGUGAGUGAAUCCCUGAAUAUUAGCAUAUCUGUCAGCAAGAUAGAUCAAAAUUGUAGAAAAAACCAGUCUUCUGACACAAGCUUUGUUGAAGAUUCUCUUCCAGGAAGACUUUUCUUGCUUUUAUCCAAAUGUGAAAUCUCCCAAGAGUGCCUGCAGUCAGUGGAGACUCCUACAGAAGAAUGUCCAGCAGGGACCCAAGGAAAGGAAGCUUCCCCUGCAGACCAAGUUUGUAUGAGAAGCCAUGUUUCAGGUGACUGCCCUGAUGUUUCCUCAGAGAAUGCACUGCAGAUCCUUGACUCAUCUCAUCUAAAGAGGCAAAGGUCUCAUGACUUUUUGGAAACCAGGUUUAAGAUCCAGCAACUUUUGGAGCCCCAGCAAUAUCUGGUCUUUCUGCCCCACCACAUUAUAGUGAAGAUAUUUGGCUUGUUGCCCACCAAGAGUCUGGUGGCACUCAAAUGCACUUGUGGAUAUUUCAAAUUUAUCAUUGAGUACUACAAUGUCAGGCCAGCAGAUUCACGCUGGGUUCGUGAUCCACGCUACAGAGAAGACCCUUGCAAACAGUGCAAAAAGAAGUACACCAAGGGUGAUGUCUCUUUAUGUCGGUGGCACCCCAAGCCCUAUUGCCAAGCUUUACCUUAUGGCCCUGGGUACUGGAUGUGUUGUCACAGAUCCCAAAAGAAUGUCCCCGGAUGCAAGCUAGGCCUUCAUGACAAUCAUUGGGUCCCCGCCUGCCAUAACUUUAAUCGUGCGAUUCACAAGAAAUCCAGGGAAAUAGAUGAGGACUGUUAGCACAUUCUGCACGUCUUUUGGGAGCCUCAAUCCUGGGUAGGAGGAGAAUUCCACGCCUUGUGAUGUUUACACUGUAUAUAGUUUGUGGGUGGUUUUUCUUUCCCUCUUCCACAGGGCUACGAAACUGCACAUACUUUAAGUCACAAAGGCCUUUUUACCUUUUAGAGAAAAGAUUGUGUUUAGCCCAUCUGUGUACAUAAGUGCUCUAGAAUAGCCUCGUCUUGGGUGUCUGACAGCCAGUUGACCAACAUCAAAGUGCUACAACGCAGUACCCCAGUGUUGUGGCUACAGUCCUGUGUUUUAAAAGUGUCUCGUUUUCAAAUCUGUAUAUCGUGUAUAAAAUAUACAUUUAUAUAUAUGUAUAAAUAUAUAUAAAUAUAUAUUAACAUUGUUUCUGAAAAGAAACUCUAAAUAUGUAAAAGAUCAAUCUUCAAAAAGGAUGGUUUAACUGGACAACCUUAAAACUAGACUAGAACACAUAUUUGUUAUAAUUUUAGGGUGGCAGCAAGCAAAAGAAGACUGUUCUCAUAGAGCAGAGGACUAAGAAAAGCUGUGGUCUGUUGCAUCCACCUUACCUUGGGUUUUUUUUUUUACUUAAUAAAAUGCAUUCUAAAUCUGUC
Messenger RNA from Candoia aspera, 3130 nucleotides. RefSeq names its product F-box protein 34 (gene FBXO34). Bases 315 to 2510 code for a protein of 731 amino acids. The record is from RefSeq and is a predicted model, not a curated record. Gene Ontology annotation, molecular function: protein binding. The transcript is spliced from 4 exons. Lineage: Eukaryota; Metazoa; Chordata; Lepidosauria; Squamata; Candoiidae.